GCGCAUGCAUGCCCUCCCGUCAGCCUUCGUAUGAGGCCCAAAGGAAACAAGCAGAUUCACCAAGAUUCGAACUCCAUAUCUGCCAUCAAAAUCAGCAAGACAGAAAUUUGAACCCACGACUGGCUUUCCUACCAUCACAUACAUGACCUUAGUCCCACUGUGUGACCUUCGCCCCGCCCUCCCCUAGCUGCCUGACACCACACGCCACCAGCUGUGCUUCAGUUCCCCUGUGUCGCUCGUCCUGUAGAGCUCUCCAUGAUGGCGAACGCUUCGGUGGUGGUGCUGGUGUUGGCACUGUUGUCAGGGGGUGUCACAGCGUGUGGCUCGGGGUCCCAGCAGCCUCGCCGACCUGUUCCUGUGGCAACCACGCCGGCGCCCGCCCCCGGACUCUGCUCCGGAGUGGCUCUGCUGCACGGCACUGCCUCAGACGUCCGGCGAAGCGUAUUACGUGAACUGUGCCUCAGGGUCCACCAGCACGUGCACCUCAAGACAUCGCAGCGCUCAACCUCCAACCCCAAGCAACAGCCAAAGCGCACGGAGCAGGCGGCGGCGCUGAACCUCCACCGCGACAGCUUCAGCGAUCAGGUCAGGUGGGAAGCGGGUGAAGCGAGUGACGUCAUCAACACGGCAAACUGGUACGUGGACGCGGAGGUGCCGCUGAGCAAUGGUUACACUUGGUACCAAAAUGGCCUGCCCUUGUGGCCGCUGCUGGACCAAGCACUAACACAGAAGGAGACCGUCCUGGCCAAGAAGAAAAAACUCAACUGGCCCAAUUAUGCAAUCGCGACGCCACUGUACAUCGCGCCCCUGGAAGCUUCCAACAGCCGCGAUCUCGCCAUCUCCGUCAGGAAGCUCUUCGCUGGGGACACUGCCAGGCCCCAGCAACAGAGCGCCAGCCAGAACGCCUUCGCCAACAGCAAUAAAUUCCAGUCCACCGUUCUGGAUUUCGUCAAAGACCAUUUCCAAGACCAAUUCGGUUACACGCGUUCGGAUAUCGGUCAGACCUUCGGCGAGACCGGGCAGUGGAUCCAGCCGCUCGUAAAGCAAAGUCUGCGCCCCAUGUUGGAAUCCUUCAUGAAGAGGCAGAAGACUCGAGCGCCAAAGAGCAGCGAUAUAGCGACGUGUCCCGAUGAGGUAUACUUAUUCUUCCUGCAGAAACCGUGCGCGACGGCCUCGGCCUGCCAGGUCAUCCUCGAUAUCCAGCAAGAACUGAGAGUCACCAACUGCGUCAACACCGACGUUGUGGUCGGUUACACCACAGCAAGAUCCGCGUCCCAUGGCUAAGAGCUGUGACCGCGACAGAGAUGCACUUGCUAGAAUAGGCUUUGGAUAAUCUUAAUUUCGCAUACGUAACAGUUUGUUCUCUCAUUUAAGUAUCAGAUCAUAGGGCUGCAUACCUAUC
Penaeus monodon (black tiger shrimp) is the source of this 1402-nucleotide messenger RNA. RefSeq lists its product as uncharacterized. The record is from RefSeq and is a predicted model, not a curated record. NCBI's taxonomy places the organism in Eukaryota, Metazoa, Arthropoda, Malacostraca, Decapoda, Penaeidae. The coding region runs from base 256 to 1284 and encodes 342 amino acids. The transcript has 4 exons.